This is a messenger RNA of Pipra filicauda (Wire-tailed manakin), 14072 nucleotides long. It is a transcript of the gene TLN1, whose product is annotated as talin 1. Bases 5376 to 13001 code for a protein of 2541 amino acids. The record is from RefSeq and is a predicted model, not a curated record. Lineage: Eukaryota; Metazoa; Chordata; Aves; Passeriformes; Pipridae. Gene Ontology annotation, biological process: platelet aggregation. The transcript has 56 exons. Gene Ontology annotation, molecular function: actin filament binding; structural constituent of cytoskeleton; integrin binding. Gene Ontology annotation, cellular component: focal adhesion; plasma membrane; cytoskeleton.
CCGCCAAGCGGGGUCCCGCGGGCCGACAGCGCCCUGGCUGCCGGGGGGCUGCCGGAAACGGAUGUCCCGGGGACCCUCCCCCCGCACCCCGCCCGGUGAACGGCAGGGCGGGGGGGGGAGAGCAGGGAGGGAGCGGCUUCCCGGUUACUGGGGCCUCGCUGCUUCAGACGGGGCUUGUCCCCGGCGCUGCGGUAACCCGGGGGCUUCCGGGAUUCACUCGGGCUUUGGGGCGUGCCCCCAUCGCCCCCGGGGCGGGCGGCUCCCGCGCACCGACGGCCGCCGGAGGCCGCGGGGCGGCACGGGCAGGCGCGGCCGCCGUAUUCCCGGCUGCGGUAUUCCCGGCCUUGUCCUUGCCCUGCCCCGCCGGGGCAAGGCCCGGAGUUCGCGCUGGCCAGGCUCGGGCCAGCAUCCCCGCCUCGGGGGUCCCCGAGCGGGACCAGCCCGGCCGCGGACACCGGCCCAAGGACCGGGGUGCGAGCUCUGGGCCGGGCCGGGCCCGGCUUUGCCGCACCGCCCUGCCCACCCUGCCGGGGCGCGUGGGAGAGCGGGUGGGAAGAGUGUCUGCAUCCCGCUGCGUGGUUUUGGGUGGGGACGCGAGCGGACACCCUCCCGUGGCCGCACCGAAGCCGGGGAGGUCACUACAGCAGCUCCCACCGGAACGGACAUCUGGACAUGGACCCCCGGGAUGGGGCGCUGGAGUGGGACUCGUGCAGGGUGGGACUGGCCCCCAUCGGGGAAAGGCGUGCGUCCCCACCGUGUCCCGGUUGGAGCAGCUAACCAGGCAAGGGAAACCCUGCCCCAUCCUCUGCCUGUUCCCUGCCGGAUCCUGCCCGCGCCCCUGCAAGCUCCCCGUCCCUUUGAAUCUGCCGGCAGGAUGUCUACAUGCUUCUGCCGUGCCUUCAUCGCUGGCUGUUAGACCCAUAUUUGGUAGCAAUAAUUGUUUACUCCCUUCUUCUCUCUCCCGGAGCCUCGCUGCUCAGAAGGGGAGGGGACAUAUUUUUCGGAUUUUUAUCUUUAUCGGAACCUGUGAGUUGCCCAGUAAAGGGUUUGAACCCCACAUCUCCCCCCACAGAACAUGGGGUGAAACGCCCCAGGUGCUAAAUGAGCCGUUCAUGGUGCGUGAGGAGCACCGGCCAAGUGUGCAAGUUGCUGAACAGCAGCAGAAGGAAUUUGGUGCUUCCCGAAGUGACACGUCCCAGCAGAUUUAGGGAAGGGGAGUGAGAAAGCUGAGUAAGAGAGAAUGGGGACCUGUGGGGCACCCUUGUUUCCGGAACUGAGCUUUGCUGGCCACUGGGUGGAAAAGACCCUAAAAACUCAGCCCCGUUCUCCUCUUGCUUUCCCCUUUCUGCCUGUCCGGCAGUGCAGUGCUGGGCAAGUCACUUGCCCUGGGAAGCAUAUGUGCCUGGAUCAGGGUACCUAGUGGUUUCCACAGGUCGUGAGAGCACCCAGUGCACCCCAGCACCUGCUUUUUGGGUCCUGUGCCAGAGGCCCAGCUCACGAAGAACUCAGCAGAGGCUGUAGCUGGAGUCCCCCUUGUCCCCAUGCCUGCCUUGGCAGUGGGCAGUCUGGAGGUGCCACAGUUUUUGCUCCAUCCCUUUGGAGGGCAGGGGAUGUCCACAGGAGCAGACAGGCCUGAGGGUGCAUGUGAAACAUGGGCAGUUAAAGGCCAGAGCUGGUUCAGCUCAUUGCAAGCGAGCAGGCAGGAGGUGACGGCUGUGAUCCCCCAGCCCAGCUGCCCGUCGGCUGCCCAUUUCCCACGCAGAGCAGGGCUGCUUCCCUGUGAGGGUGAGAGGAUGCUCCUGUCCCAACCAUGGGUGACAGCUGAGUGGUCACAGGGGUGCUGUGUCUGGCCUUGCCAGCUGCUCAUGCUCCCCAAGCUCAUGCAAGCUUGGCCUCAGCAGAAGAGAAGAAACUGCUUUCCCAUCUGACAUGUACGUGCAGCUGGGAAAGAGGAACUGGGCAGAGCAUGUGGCACCAUCGCCAGCUGGGGCUGCUGGCUCAGCCUUCCCGUUCCCGUGUCUGCCCCCAGUGCCUUCUGUGGCUGCGUGUACUGGUCCCAUACUGGGGAACCCAGCUAGAGCCUGGUCCAGCUUCUUACUAGCUUAAUUUUGACCCAUUUGAUUGUGUAGAUGCCAACAUACCAGCCAAGCCACUGCUGACAGGCAUUGCAUUUUGGAUGCUUGCUACCUGCCUGGCUGUGCCAGUGGCCAUAGUGAUGGGGCCCCAUGUCUGUGGAAAACCCUGGCACUGUGGUGGUUUGCAGGUAAUAAAGCUUUCUGCAGUCCAGAGGUGGUCAGGAGUGGGGUCUUUCCCAGGUGAAAUUGGGUAUUGCUGUAAAGAAAAAAAAACAACCCUCAAACCUCAUCUGGAGUAUCCCUUAGAAAGGGCGUAUUAAAAAUGGCAAAAUUGUUGCAUUUGAAGAUUUUUCAUCUUGUUCUAGAAACUCGCCACGAGCGUUCCAGCAGGCUGCAGCUGAAUUUUGGUUGAUUUUUUUUUUUUUUGGUCAUUUUAAGACACAAACCCUCCUCUGUAGCCGUUACUGCAGCACUGAACUCGGCCGACACAAAUAUAGCAGUUACGUCACGUGACGGAAAACUCGCUGUCAGUGGUCCCAGCAGAGACAUAGUGGCUCCUCAGGCCGGCACAGUGCUGCCUGCACUGACCCUGCCUGUGCUGACCCUGUCCUUACACCUCCACCACUGCUUUGGUUUUGUUCACCUAUUGUGGGGUGAGACGGGAGGAAGCCGCAACAACUCCUCAGGGAAGUGGUGGGACCCCACCAAGGCCUCCUUCCCACCCCCUCAUUGUUUUGGGAUCAGCUGAGGAACGUGCCUGUGGUUCAAAGGGUUGCACUCAGCUUGGUGUAAAAUGCAGAAGUGUGUUAAUCCAGCUGCUCCGAUGCCCUUUGCAUAGUGACAACUGAUUGCAAAUGGAUGCGCUUGCUCUGGAGGUGAGACAGCACAGAAAUCUGGUGUGUGUUCAUCAAGACUUGGUUUGUUUGGGGUUUUUUGGUUUUUUACUUUCCAGGGGAACAGCUUGAAUUUCACUGUCCUUUUAUUUUUCUGGUUUGUGCUGCCAGGCUCCCACGCUGUCUCAUCCGUUAUGUCUAGUCCAGCUUUUCCUUCCCCACGCGGUUCCCAGCAGGGAGAGGUCUGCAGGGGUUGAGCCCUGAAUUGGUGCCCUCAGAGCAGGCAGAGGAUUUGCAAACCUCAUGUGAUUAAUUGCCACAUUUGCUGACAAAUCUCUCCAGGGUUUCAGGAGGUGUCCUUCAUGCAGCAGGGAGCAUUUCGGCUUUAGACGCUGCUGUCAGCAAAGUUCAGCUGCUGGAGCCUGAACUUUUUCCACAGAAUAUGGGAAUUAAAGUGAACCACCUACCCUUUCUCUGAGGUCUUCCUUGAUGUUGUCAGCAUCUUCCCUGCCUAGCUCUGUCGUUUUUGUAAGAGUUUGAGAGUGGGAAGGCUUGAGCAGUCACCUUCCCCAUCUUCCUGUGAGGUCUUGGAAAGCAUGAUGGCCCUUGUGAAGGGUGUGCUAAGGGGUACCAGUGGUGCAGUGCUGGAUUUUGGGUGACUUUGGGAGGGCAAGAAGAGGAUGCAGAAAUGGCAGCCUGGCUCCUCUCAGUUCCUCUCUACUGUCCGGCGUCCUCCCCUCCCCUUCCUCUAUGGUCUCUGACCUUGUCGUGGCGGUGGCAUGUUCUCCUUUUCCUGCAGAGAGAUGGAAAGCAGCUUUAUGCUCAACUUGAGAAUAUUUUUAGAUAUAGAGAAGUUGGCCUGGUGACCGCAGCAGCCCGCCCUGCAUAUAAAAUACUUGGAAAACCCUUUCCAUGACAGGGUGUUCCUCGUUUGUUCAGCUCACAGUUUUGCUGGUGCUUCUGGAGAGAUGGCAAUGGCAUGGGCGGGUGCCUCUGCCACCUCAUUCCCUGUGCCGAUGGGCUCCCUUGCUCCGGACCCGAAAUGCAUUUCAUUCCUCAGCAGCGGAGACAGUGGGGGCCACGGGCCUCCGCAGAAACAUUGCAGAACGGCUCAGGAAUGCAGAGCUGGAGCGGCUCCAUGUGCUGGCGGAGGCGGCACGCUCCUUGGUCCCUGCCUCCCACUCCGCAUGCUGGUGAGCAUGGCUCCCUGGUUCUGCAGGAGCAGAGCCCCUGCCCUCUGACUCCUGGCCAAAACUGGAUGCAGAUCCUGCCCCUAGUCAGCUCAGGACAGUGUUUGGGAACAGCCUCCACUGAUGUACCCCAUUCCAGGGGACGAGUUGGCAGCGCUGGGCAGGGAUGCACAGACUCACUGUGGGCUGCUGCAGUGCAAGGAAGGCUGCCAGCACAUUUUGCCCAAGAACCUUCCCAGGCCAAGCUGAGGAUGCACGAUAAGCUUUCCCUGACAGCCUUAAUAGGAAGCCUGGUAGGAGCAAAUCAAUCUAAAAGAGAACACGCAGAUGUGGUGCAUCCCACACUGUAUCCUCCCACCACUGGGGUUUAAGGACAAGGCAGCUUGAGUCGGCAGAACAGGGGGACUCCUCCUAGUGAGCAGUCUCUGAGAGAGAGGAAAAGGCAUGUCACUCCUGGAGAGCAUCAGGUUGGGGCCUGAUGCUUCAGGCUGGACCAAGCUUGGUUGCUGUUUCAGAUGGUGUGGUGCUGCUCUGGCAUGCCCUUGCCAUGGCUGGUCCCUUGCCCUCCUAUGCAUCAUCCUGUGCACAGGCUCCCCAGCCCUGGGUUUGUGCCAGUAGCUGCUGCCCCAGACCCUGAUCUCUGAGCACUCCCUGGGUGUGAGUGGUGCUUUCCACAGGUAAUUGUAUUUAACAUGUGAGGUCUGUCCCUGGUGCCCUUAUCUUGCCUCCCUGAGCAGCUUCAGGCUUUUCCGUCCCUCUAUGCUCAGGGUGCCAGCUCAGCAUGCUCUGCUGGUGGCAUGGAGGGCCCUGAUAGCUGGGGCAGGGGCCUGCCAGCUCUGGGUCAAAGCUUGGUUUUCCUCUUGUGGCUUCUGUGUCAUCACAGGUUUAAUUAUAACUCCUUCCAUCGUGCUCUCCCACAGUUUUUUAUCUCGUGUUCUCCCGCAUGCUCACUUCCUCCUCUCUGGCAGCAUCUCCGCUGGGUACCAGCUGCUGUCACUCCAGCAAGUGAGUAAAAUUGCCUUUGGGACCUUGGCAUGAGGAGGCGAGGGUCCCAGUGCUGGCUGGACAUCCCAGCAUCUGGAAAGUGGGAUCCUCUCACAGGCUCACCAGCACAGGGUGCUUGCCAGUAGAAUCUGGGUCCCAGUUUUCAGGGAGCAGGGGUGCCGCUGGAGGAGGAGGAGGAAGGACUCUGUACACCGGAGGGGUCAGCAGCCACAGCUCACCCGUCCGUGUCCUCCGGCAGGUGACGCAGGAGUGGGGACAGCCCAGCCGCCACCAUGGUUGCCCUCUCGCUGAAGAUCAGCAUUGGCAAUGUGGUGAAGACGAUGCAGUUCGAGCCCUCCACCAUGGUGUACGACGCCUGCCGCAUGAUCCGUGAGCGGGUGCCCGAGGCCCAGAUGGGACAGCCCAAUGAUUUUGGGCUGUUCCUCUCGGAUGAAGACCCAAAGAAAGGAAUCUGGCUGGAGGCUGGGAAGGCCCUGGACUACUACAUGCUUCGCAAUGGGGAUACCAUGGAAUACAAGAAGAAGCAGCGGCCCCUGAAGAUCCGCAUGCUGGAUGGGACAGUGAAAACGGUGAUGGUGGAUGACUCCAAAACUGUCACGGACAUGCUCAUGACAAUCUGUGCCCGAAUUGGCAUCACAAACUAUGAUGAGUACUCGCUUGUUCGGGAGAUUAUGGAAGAGAAGAAGGAGGAGGUUACUGGCACCCUCAAGAAGGACAAGACCCUGCUGCGAGAUGAGAAGAAGAUGGAGAAGCUCAAGCAGAAAUUGCACACAGAUGACGAGCUGAAUUGGCUGGACCAUGGCCGGACCCUGCGCGAGCAAGGCAUUGACGACAAUGAAACGCUGCUGCUGCGGCGCAAGUUCUUCUACUCUGACCAGAACGUGGACUCGCGAGAUCCUGUGCAGCUCAACCUGCUCUACGUGCAGGCUCGUGACGACAUCCUGAACGGUUCCCACCCUGUCUCCUUUGACAAAGCCUGCGAGUUUGCUGGCCACCAGUGCCAGAUCCAGUUUGGGCCACACAACGAGCAGAAGCACAAGCCAGGCUUUCUGGAGCUCAAGGAUUUCCUGCCUAAGGAGUACAUCAAGCAGAAAGGGGAGCGCAAGAUCUUCAUGGCCCACAAGAACUGCGGGAACAUGAGCGAGAUUGAGGCCAAAGUUCGCUAUGUGAAACUUGCCCGUUCCCUCAAGACCUACGGGGUCUCCUUCUUCUUGGUCAAGGAGAAGAUGAAGGGGAAGAACAAGCUGGUGCCACGGCUGCUGGGGAUCACCAAGGAGUGUGUGAUGCGUGUGGAUGAGAAAACCAAGGAAGUGAUUCAGGAGUGGAGCCUGACCAACAUCAAGCGUUGGGCAGCCUCACCCAAGAGCUUCACCCUGGAUUUUGGAGAUUACCAGGAUGGUUACUACUCAGUGCAGACGACGGAGGGGGAACAGAUCGCCCAGCUGAUUGCUGGCUACAUAGAUAUCAUCCUGAAAAAGAAAAAGAGCAAAGACCACUUUGGGCUGGAGGGGGAUGAGGAGUCCACCAUGCUGGAAGAUUCUGUGUCUCCAAAGAAGUCGACAGUCUUGCAGCAGCAGUUUAACCGUGUAGGCAAGGCGGAGCUGGGCUCAGUGGCCUUGCCAGCCAUCAUGCGGACGGGGGCUGGAGGGCCAGAAAACUUCCAGGUGGGCACGAUGCCGCAGCCUCAACUGCAAAUCACCAGUGGCCAGAUGCACCGAGGGCACAUGCCUCCCCUGACCUCAGCCCAGCAAGCUCUGACUGGCACCAUCAACUCAAGCAUGCAGGCUGUGCAUGCAGCUCAGGCCACGCUGGACGACUUCGAGACCUUGCCACCCCUCGGGCAGGAUGCUGCAUCCAAAGCUUGGCGCAAAAACAAAAUGGAUGAGUCUAAGCAUGAGAUCCACUCCCAAGUGGAUGCUAUCACUGCUGGCACAGCCUCAGUGGUCAACCUCACUGCAGGGGAUCCAGCAGACACGGACUAUACCGCCGUGGGCUGCGCUGUCACCACCAUCUCUUCCAACCUGACGGAGAUGUCCAAGGGCGUGAAGCUGCUGGCUGCGCUGAUGGAAGACGAGGGAGGGAAUGGGCGGCAGCUUCUGCAGGCAGCCAAGAACCUGGCCAGUGCCGUCUCAGACCUGCUGAAAACAGCACAGCCUGCCAGCGCUGAGCCUCGCCAGAAUCUCCUGCAGGCUGCCGGCCUCGUGGGCCAGACCAGCGGGGAGCUGCUGCAGCAGAUCGGGGAGAGCGACACCGACCCCCGGUUCCAGGACAUGCUUAUGCAGCUGGCGAAGGCAGUGGCCAGUGCUGCUGCUACACUAGUGCUCAAAGCCAAGAACGUGGCUCAGAAAACGGAAGACGCAGCGCUGCAGACACAGGUGAUCGCUGCAGCCACCCAGUGCGCCCUCUCCACCUCCCAGCUCGUGGCCUGCACCAAGGUUGUGGCUCCCACAAUCAGUUCCCCAGUCUGCCAGGAGCAACUGAUUGAGGCUGGCAAGUUGGUGGCCAAGUCAGCUGAGGGCUGCGUGGAGGCCUCCAAGGCAGCCACCAGUGAUGACCAGCUCCUGAAGCAGGUGGGGGUGGCAGCCACGGCUGUCACCCAGGCCCUCAAUGACCUGCUGCAGCACAUCAAGCAGCACGCCUUGGGCGGGCAGCCCAUCGGGCGCUACGACCAGGCCACUGACACCAUCCUCAACGUCACCGAGAACAUAUUCAGCUCCAUGGGCGAUGCAGGGGAGAUGGUGCGUCAGGCUCGUAUUCUAGCCCAGGCCACCUCAGACCUUGUCAAUGCCAUCAAAGCCGACGCUGAGGGAGAGACUGACCUGGAGAAUUCACGCAAGCUUCUGAGUGCAGCCAAGAUCCUGGCUGAUGCCACUGCCAAGAUGGUGGAGGCUGCGAAGGGAGCUGCAGCCCACCCAGACAGUGAGGAGCAGCAGCAGCGGCUGCGCGAGGCAGCAGAGGGGCUGCGCAUGGCAACCAAUGCCGCAGCCCAGAAUGCCAUCAAGAAGAAGCUCGUACACAAGCUGGAGCAUGCAGCCAAGCAGGCCGCCGCCUCCGCCACCCAGACCAUCGCUGCCGCGCAGCACGCCUCCUCCUCCAACAAGAACCCUGCUGCCCAGCAGCAGCUGGUGCAGAGCUGCAAGGUGGUGGCAGAGCAGAUCCCAAUGCUGGUUCAGGGUGUGCGUGGAAGCCAGUCCCAGCCAGACAGCCCCAGCGCCCAGCUGGCUCUCAUUGCUGCCAGUCAGAACUUCCUGCAGCCUGGUGGGAAGAUGGUAGCUGCAGCCAAGGCCACUGUCCCCACCAUCACGGACCAAGCCUCUGCGAUGCAGCUCAGCCAGUGUGCCAAGAACUUGGCUGCAGCUCUGGCUGAGCUCCGCACAGCAGCCCAGAAGGCUCAGGAGGCGUGCGGACCCCUGGAGAUAGACUCUGCACUGGGUCUGGUGCAGAGCCUGGAGAGGGACUUGCAGGAAGCCAAGGCAGCUGCCCGCGAUGGCAAGCUCAAGCCUCUGCCAGGAGAGACGAUGGAGAAGUGUGCCCAGGACCUGGGGAACAGCACCAAAGCCGUCAGCUCCGCCAUCGCUCACCUCCUGGGAGAGGUGGCCCAGGGCAAUGAGAACUACACAGGAAUCGCUGCCCGGGAAGUGGCCCAGGCCCUGCGCUCGCUCAGCCAGGCUGCCCGUGGUGUGGCGGCCAACACCUCCAACCCGCAGGCACAGAAUGCCAUGCUGGAGUGUGCCAGCGACGUCAUGGAUAAAGCCAACAACCUCAUCGAGGAGGCGCGAAAGGCAGUGGCCAAGCCUGGUGACCCAGAGAGCCAGCAGCGCCUGGCCCAGGUGGCCAAGGCAGUGUCACAGGCCCUGAACCGCUGCGUUAACUGCCUGCCAGGGCAGCGUGAUGUGGAUGCUGCCAUCCGCAUGGUGGGAGAGGCCAGCAAGAGGCUGCUCGCGGAUUCGUUUCCUCCCAGCACCAAGAGCUUCCAGGAGGCACAGAGCCAGCUGAACCAGGCAGCUGCAGGGCUCAACCAGUCUGCCAACGAGCUGGUGCAGGCAUCACGUGGCACCCCUCAAGACCUGGCCAAGUCCUCUGGCAAAUUUGGGCAGGACUUCAAUGAGUUCCUGCAGGCAGGAGUGGAGAUGGCCGGCCAGUCCCCGAAUAAGGAAGACCAGGCACAGGUGGUGUCGAACUUGAAGAGCAUCUCCAUGUCCUCCAGCAAGCUGCUGCUGGCUGCAAAGGCUCUCUCUGCUGACCCUGCAGCCCCCAACCUCAAGAAUCAGCUGGCAGCAGCGGCACGGGCUGUGACUGACAGCAUUAACCAGCUGAUCACCAUGUGCACCCAGCAGGCCCCAGGCCAGAAGGAGUGUGACAAUGCCCUGCGGGAGCUGGAGACGGUGAAGGAGCUGUUGGAGAACCCCACCCAGACUGUCAAUGACAUGUCCUACUUCAACUGCCUCGACAGCGUCAUGGAGAACUCCAAGGUGCUGGGUGAGUCCAUGGCUGGCAUCUCCCAGAAUGCCAAGAACAGCAAACUGCCUGAGUUUGGGGAUUCCAUCAGUGCCGCCUCCAAAGCUCUUUGUGGGCUGACAGAGGCAGCUGCCCAGGCUGCCUACCUUGUGGGAGUGUCAGACCCCAAUAGCCAGGCUGGACAGCAGGGCUUGGUAGACCCCACUCAGUUUGCCAGAGCUAACCAAGCCAUCCAAAUGGCCUGCCAGAACCUGGUGGACCCUGCCUGCACCCAGUCCCAGGUGCUGUCAGCAGCCACCAUCGUAGCAAAACACACCUCAGCCCUGUGCAACACGUGCCGCCUGGCCUCCUCCCGCACCGCCAACCCCGUGGCCAAGCGCCAGUUUGUCCAGUCGGCCAAGGAGGUGGCCAACAGCACAGCUAACCUGGUGAAAACCAUCAAGGCCCUGGAUGGCGAGUUCAAUGAGGAGAACCGGGAGCGGUGCCGUGCUGCCACCGCCCCUCUCAUAGAGGCUGUGGAUAACCUGACAGCCUUCGCCUCCAACCCGGAGUUCGCCACCGUUCCUGCCCAGAUCAGCCCAGAGGGGCGCAGAGCCAUGGAGCCCAUUGUGUCUUCAGCCAAGACCAUGCUAGAGAGCUCCGCUGGCCUCAUCCAGACUGCCCGUUCUCUGGCUGUCAAUCCCAAGGACCCACCGCAGUGGUCAGUGCUGGCUGGACACUCACGCACUGUCUCAGACUCCAUCAAGAAGCUGAUCACCAACAUGAGGGACAAAGCUCCAGGACAGCGCGAGUGUGACGAGGCCAUUGAGGUCCUGAACAGAUGCAUGCGGGAGGUGGACCAGGCCUCCCUUGCUGCCAUCAGCCAGCAGCUGGCCCCCCGAGAAGAUAUCUCCCAGGAGGCUUUGCACAACCAGAUGAUCACAGCUGUCCAGGAGAUCAGCAACCUGAUCGAGCCUGUGGCCGGUGCAGCGCGAGCCGAGGCAUCGCAGCUGGGGCACAAGGUGUCUCAGAUGGCUCAAUAUUUUGAGCCUCUCAUUAUGGCAGCCAUUGGCGCUGCCUCCAAAACGCCCAACCACCAGCAGCAGAUGAACCUCCUGGACCAGACCAAAACACUGGCUGAAUCUGCCCUGCAGAUGCUGUACACAGCCAAGGAGGCUGGUGGGAACCCCAAGCAAGCUGCUCACACCCAGGAGGCUCUGGAAGAGGCUGUGCAGAUGAUGAAGGAAGCAGUGGAGGACCUGACCACCACCCUGAAUGAGGCAGCCAGUGCUGCAGGUGUUGUAGGAGGCAUGGUGGACUCCAUUACCCAAGCCAUCAACCAGCUGGACGAGGGGCCCAUGGGUGAGCCAGAGGGCACCUUUGUGGACUACCAGACCACAAUGGUGAAGACGGCCAAGGCCAUCGCUGUGACUGUGCAGGAGAUGGUCACCAAAUCCACCACCAACCCAGAUGAGCUGGGCACACUGGCCAAUCAACUCACCAAUGACUAUGGGCAGCUGGCACAAGAGGCCAAGCCGGCUGCUCUCACUGCCGAGAAUGAGGAGAUUGGCUCCCACAUCAAGCGCCGGGUGCAGGAGCUGGGCCACGGCUGUGCCGCCCUGGUCACCAAGGCUGGAGCCCUGCAGUGCAGCCCCAGUGACGCCUACACCAAGAAGGAGCUGAUAGAGAGUGCACGCAAGGUUUCCGAGAAGGUUUCUCACGUGCUGGCAGCUCUUCAGGCUGGGAACCGUGGGACACAAGCCUGCAUCACAGCAGCCAGUGCUGUCUCUGGCAUCAUUGCUGACCUUGACACCACCAUCAUGUUUGCUACAGCAGGAACCCUCAACCGGGAGAACUCGGAGACCUUCGCUGACCACAGGGAGGGCAUCUUGAAGACAGCCAAGGCGCUUGUGGAGGACACCAAGGUGUUGGUGCAGAAUGCCACAGCCAGCCAGGAGAAGCUAGCCCAGGCUGCCCAGUCCUCUGUGACCACCAUCACCCGCCUGGCAGAGGUGGUGAAGCUGGGUGCUGCCAGCCUGGGAUCUGAAGACCCAGAAACUCAGGUGGUCUUGAUCAAUGCUGUGAAGGAUGUGGCCAAGGCACUUGGAGACCUGAUUGGUGCCACCAAGGCAGCUGCUGGCAAAGCUGGGGAUGACCCUGCUGUCUACCAGCUGAAGAACUCUGCCAAGGUUAUGGUGACAAACGUCACUUCCUUGCUGAAAACAGUGAAGGCUGUUGAGGAUGAGGCCACGAAGGGGACACGGGCGCUGGAGGCCACGAUAGAGCACAUACGCCAGGAGCUGGCCGUGUUCUCCUCCCCUGUGCCUCCUGCCAAGGUCUCCACCCCAGAGGACUUCAUCCGCAUGACAAAAGGCAUCACGAUGGCCACAGCCAAAGCGGUGGCCGCUGGCAACUCCUGUCGGCAGGAGGAUGUCAUUGCCACGGCUAACCUGAGCCGUCGCGCCAUCGCGGACAUGCUGCGCGCCUGCAAGGAAGCAGCCUACCACCCGGAGGUGAGUGGGGACGUGCGGCAGCGGGCGCUGCGCUUUGGCAAGGAGUGUGCCGACGGUUACCUGGAGCUGCUGGAGCACGUGCUGGUGAUCCUGCAGAAGCCGACUCACGAGCUGAAGCAGCAGCUGGCAGGCUACUCCAAGCGCGUGGCUAGCUCUGUCACCGAGCUCAUCCAGGCGGCCGAGGCCAUGAAAGGGACGGAGUGGGUUGACCCAGAAGACCCCACUGUCAUUGCUGAGAACGAGUUGCUGGGGGCAGCAGCCGCCAUUGAGGCUGCAGCCAAGAAGCUGGAGCAGCUGAAGCCAAGAGCCAAGCCCAAGCAAGCAGACGAGAGCCUGAACUUCGAGGAACAGAUCCUGGAAGCUGCCAAAUCCAUUGCUGCAGCCACAAGCGCCCUGGUGAAGGCAGCCUCAGCAGCCCAGCGGGAAUUAGUGGCCCAAGGAAAAGUGGGCGCCAUCCCAGCCAAUGCAGUGGAUGAUGGACAGUGGUCCCAGGGUCUCAUUUCAGCUGCACGCAUGGUGGCUGCUGCCACCAACAACCUGUGUGAGGCUGCCAACGCAGCGGUGCAGGGCCAUGCCAGCGAGGAGAAGCUCAUCUCGUCCGCCAAGCAGGUGGCUGCCUCCACAGCCCAGCUCCUGGUGGCCUGCAAGGUGAAGGCUGACCAUGACUCAGAGGCCAUGAAGCGGCUCCAGGCCGCUGGCAAUGCUGUCAAGAGAGCGUCGGACAAUCUGGUGAAGGCAGCUCAGAAGGCAGCUGCCUUCCAGGACCACGAUGAAACGGUGGUGGUGAAGGAGAAGAUGGUCGGGGGAAUUGCACAGAUCAUCGCUGCCCAGGAGGAGAUGCUGCGCAAGGAGCGGGAGCUGGAGGAAGCGCGGAAGAAGCUGGCGAUGAUCCGGCAGCAGCAGUACAAGUUCCUGCCCUCGGAGCUGCGGGACGAGGAGCAGAACUGAGCCGCACGCCCUCCUGCCCACUGCACAGACUGCUGCCCGCCCGCCUGCCCGCUCCUAUUUAAGACGACCCGCCUCAAGCGGAGGGCUGCCUGGGCUAGACCAGAGCUCUGCCCACACCCACAGUGAUGGGACUAACCCAGCUGCCCCUCCAAGCUGGCGCCGCACCAGCAACUCCGCUUCGCUGCCCAGCCCACCUUCCUAUGCACACCCAAGGCACAAUCAGAGCGCUCGGAGGGACUCGGUUGGGGUGGGAGCCGGGGCUGCACUGGCUCAGGGCUCACCUGCCAGCCCCGGGGUUUGGGCCCACAGAGCUCUCCACUGCAAGGGGAUAUUUACUUGUGCCUUCCUCAUUCCCAUUCGUGCCCCUUUCCUCUCUCUCCUCCGCGCGGGACGGGGAGCGGCAGGGGGCUGGCCCUCUCCUGUGCGAUGGCGUGCAGGGAGCAGCAUGGUCCCUCGCUGAGCUCUCAUGCGGAGCUGCCUUUCACCUCCAAUGCCUUACUGUUGGCUGAACCUUCCUCUUCAGUUUCCCUGGGAGGCACGGAGGCUCCCCCAUGAGCAUCCUCUUCAGCCCGGGCCCCUCUGGGGAGCAGCAGGGCUGGAAGCCACAGUGCCUCUGCUCAGGAUGGGGGGUGAUGCGAUGAGUUCACCCCCAGAGCUGUUCUCUGCCUUCCCGCGGAGCUUCUCCCCGCCCGCGGCCCCAGCCAGCUCUGCCUUCCUUCUUCCCAAGUGCCUGCAUUGUUUUCCAAGAUCUACAGUAUUUUUGUAACUUUUCCAUUUCUCUAGUAUUGAGCCUGCAGCUUUCAAAGUUCAUAUAUUUCCCUGCCAGCUUGUGCCCUGCCCACUAACACCAGCUCUCGCCGGGGUCCUGUAGCCCAGUAUCCCACCCCUCCUCGGCUCCGGGACCCCCGUCCCUUCCCCUUUGCACUUGCUGAGGCUUCUCUCACUAUUUUGAUACUUUAAGCAUCCCAUAUUAAACACUGAAGGAAACCAGCUCCCCCCGAGCCUCCGGGGUGGGGUGGGGGAUGCCUCCUUGGAAAGAUGCAUUCAUCAAUAAAAUCUGGUUUUCCUGCA